Vombatus ursinus (common wombat) is the source of this 1247-nucleotide messenger RNA. RefSeq names its product HIG1 hypoxia inducible domain family member 1B (gene HIGD1B). The record is from RefSeq and is a predicted model, not a curated record. Gene Ontology annotation, biological process: mitochondrial respirasome assembly. The transcript has 4 exons. The coding region runs from base 816 to 1163 and encodes 115 amino acids. Gene Ontology annotation, cellular component: mitochondrion. NCBI's taxonomy places the organism in Eukaryota, Metazoa, Chordata, Mammalia, Diprotodontia, Vombatidae.
CAUUCCUUUGAAAGGUGAGAGGGUCCCAGCUGUUCCUACUUUUCCUCCCUAAACAAAUCUCAUGGGCCAACAGGAGUGCUGGAGGAGAUCAGAUUCUGAGGAGGUCCCUUCUUUCCCUUUCCCUAUUCACAGGGUAAUUAACUCCAGCAGCUGAAUCCACGACCCCCCCAGGUGACCAUCACAUUGCCCAGGAUCUCCACAGGAGAGCUCUAUGGCUAGGAUCCAUCAGUAGUUCUAAUGAAGCACAGCUGAGGGUGGGAAACUGAAAGGCAGGGGCAGGAAGCUGUUUUGAGAGCAGCUGGCCUAGUGUGCCGUGUCCAAGAUCAUAUGGCUGGGAGACGUGGCCUUCUGUAACCAGUGUCAAUUCUGUCCACUUCCCUUCCCCCAAACACAUUACAUUUCCCAUUUUACCCUUCGUACGAGGUGGGCUGGCUCUGCUGUAAUCCUUAUGUGUCCAUUGGUGCCUGAAGAUGAACCAGGAUGGCCUAGGUUCCUAAUCACUGCUGCUUCCAUCUGUUCCCAACACUUUUCAAGGCCUGGAGUUCCCAGAGCAGAUUGGGCUGGGGGCGGGGGGCACGCAUGGGUUAAGGCUAGUGUUCCAUUCUUUUCACUCUCCUCCCCUUAUUCACUCCAAAAUCUCCAUAAAACCCAAGCCACUGUUCCCCUGACCCCAAAGUACUAGCUCAUCUCCAGUUCUGAACAGCUUAGGCUCAGGCCCAGAUAUCCACAGUCCUCCCUUUCACCAUCAACACUAAGCCCAACAGUCAGGUGAGAGGAAGAAACAAGGACAACUUCAAGGAUUCUGAUUGUGGGAGAUGUCUUUUCAGGGCAGGGCUGGGGCGCCAGCAUCUAGGUCCAGGACCAUGUCUGCUAAAAAGGACUGGUGGAUGCCACCUGAGGGCGAAGGCGGCGUCUCUGAUAAGUUACUGAGGAAGACCAGGGAGUCACCACUGGUACCUGUGGGCCUGGGGGGCUGUCUGGUGGUGACAGCUUACGGCAUUUACCGGCUAAAGGCCCGAGGCCCUCUCAAGAUGUCUCUACACCUGAUCCACACUCGAGUGGCAGCUCAGGCCUGUGCCGUGGGAGCCAUCAUGUUAGGUGCAGUGUACACCAUGUACUGUGACUACAUCAAGAGAACAGCACAUAAUGCCGAGGAGAAGUAGGAGUUGUAUGGAGGCUGGGACAGUCAGACUCCCUUAAAUGAGUCCCUUGUAUGCUUCCUUAGAAUAAAGUGAUUCUGAUGAUAA